Messenger RNA from Telopea speciosissima, 1116 nucleotides. RefSeq names its product WD repeat domain-containing protein 83. Gene Ontology annotation, cellular component: catalytic step 2 spliceosome. Gene Ontology annotation, molecular function: protein binding. Gene Ontology annotation, biological process: mRNA splicing, via spliceosome. The transcript is spliced from 10 exons. The record is from RefSeq and is a predicted model, not a curated record. Bases 39 to 944 code for a protein of 301 amino acids. NCBI's taxonomy places the organism in Eukaryota, Viridiplantae, Streptophyta, Magnoliopsida, Proteales, Proteaceae.
GACGAUCCAACUCGCCCAUGUGAGGAAGAGAGUAAACGAUGAGCGCAAGUGAAAUUCCAACGAAGGAGGCUAAUUUGCUAAAAGGGCACGAAGGAGCCGUCCUCGCCGCUCGGUUUAACGCUGACGGCAAUUACUGUCUGAGCUGCGGCAAAGACCGUACCAUCCGCCUCUGGAAUCCCCACCGUGGCGUUCACAUCAAGACCUACAAAUCCCAUGGCAGAGAAGUCCGAGACGUCCAUGUCACCGCGGACAACUCCAAGCUAUGUUCUUGUGGUGGUGACAGGCAGGUCUUUUAUUGGGAUGUAUCCACUGGUCGUGUGAUUCGAAAAUUUCGUGGUCAUGACAGUGAGGUGAAUGCUGUAAAAUUCAAUGAGUACUCAUCUGUGGUAAUUUCAGCAGGGUAUGAUCGUUCAGUUAGAGCUUGGGACUGCAGAUCUCACAGCACUGAACCAAUUCAGAUUAUUGACACAUUUUCAGAUAGUGUAAUGUCUAUCUGUCUGACAAAAAGUGAAAUUAUUGCUGGAAGUGUUGAUGGUACUGUUAGGACAUUUGACAUUCGUAUUGGUAGAGAAAUAUCUGAUGACUUAGGCCAGCCUGUCAACUGUAUUUCAAUGUCAAAUGAUGGUAACUGUGUGUUAGCCAGUUGCUUGGAUUCUACCUUGCGUCUUUUGGACAGGACCUCUGGGGAACUAUUGCAAGAAUAUAAGGGCCAUACUUGCAAGUCUUACAAGAUGGAUUGCUGCCUUACCAACACUGAUGCCCAUGUAACUGGUGGAUCUGAGGAUGGCUCUAUUUUCUUUUGGGAUCUGGUAGAUGCCUCUGUGGUUUCAAGUUUCCGAGCUCAUGCUUCGGUGGUAACGAGUGUGAGUUAUCAUCCAAAGGAUAACUGUAUGAUAACAUCCUCUGUUGAUGGCACCAUUCGAGUGUGGAAGACAAAGUUGUAGCAGCAAGUAAUGAACUAGUUUCUUGGAUUUCCUCAACUGAACUACUGGCUUGACAGAUCUGUGGAGGGCUUGCAAUCAUCUGAUGUUUGGAAUUAACUCAAUUGUUCACCAUCUGUUGUCCUGUAUUACUCGGUUGGAUUUUUACUUUUUUUUAUUUCUUUUUUUUUUUUGG